AUGACAAGAAGGUGUUCGCAUUGCAGUCACAACGGGCACAAUUCUCGAACGUGUCCGAAUCGAGGAGUGAAGCUUUUUGGGGUCCGAUUGACAGAUGGGUCGAUCCGGAAGAGUGCAAGUAUGGGUAACUUAACCCAUUAUAUGGGUGGUGGCGGUGGGAGUGGAAGUGGGACGCCUUUAAACGGCGUCACUCAUGAUUCCCCAGCCGACACCCCCGACCACCCCUCAUCUGGCUCUGGCGUCGCCGAUGGAUAUGCCUCAGAGGACUUUGUUGCGGGGUCGUCUUCCAGCCGCGAGAGGAAGAAAGGUGUUCCAUGGACUGAAGAAGAGCAUAGGAUGUUUCUGCUUGGUUUGAAAAAGCUUGGUAAAGGCGACUGGCGCGGAAUUGCUCGUAAUUAUGUAAUAACCAGAACACCUACCCAGGUAGCCAGCCAUGCCCAAAAAUAUUUCAUCAGGCAAAGCAAUAUAUCUAGGAGAAGAAGACGCUCUAGCCUCUUCGACAUUGUGGCAGAUGAAUCAGCCGACAAUCACGUGGUAUCAAGAGACUUUUUCUCUGUAGACCAUCCACAAGCUGAGACACAAAGCAGCACUGCAUUUCCUCCUCUUCCUGUGGACGAAGAAUGUGAAUCAAUGGAAUCUGCAAACUCCAAUGAUGGCGAGGCCAUGCUUCCUAAACCCGAGGGUGCACAAUACUCAUCAUACCCUGUUGUAUAUCCUGCUUAUGUUGCUCCAUUCUUUCCAUUGUCCUUCCCAUUCUGGCCAGGGUACAAUCCGGAGCCUGUUAAAGAAGAAACCCAUGAAGUGCUCAAGCCAACGGCUGUACAUUCGAAGAGUCCAAUUAACGUUGAUGAGUUCGUUGGCAUGUCAAAACUAAGCUUAGGAGAAUCCAUUGGUGAUUCAGGGCAUUCUCCUGUCUCUCUAAAACUUGUUGAAGGGUCUACGAGGCCAUCUGCUUUUCAUGCUAACCCAGGGUCUGGCGGUUCAGGUAUCAGCUCUAGCCACAGCCCAAUUCGGGCCGUGUAG
Fraxinus pennsylvanica is the source of this 1023-nucleotide messenger RNA. Lineage: Eukaryota; Viridiplantae; Streptophyta; Magnoliopsida; Lamiales; Oleaceae. The record is from the annotation of a GenBank genome assembly.